AUGAAACACCCACAAGUACUUCCACCAAUGAAACUACUACCACGAACGAAACAAGGUCCAUAUCUUCGCGCGAAAAACAAAGAAAUGUGGAAGAAAAAAGCAGUAGCAGCAGAACGCACCAAAGAACGAGAAAAAGCGCGAGUACCCCGCCUUGGUGCACGAUUCCCCAAAAAAAAGGCACCGUAUAAUCCACGAGUAAAUACAAAUAUUGGGGUUCCACAUUCCGCGAUUCUGAGAGCACCACGCCGAGGGUACUCGCCAAAACAAAAGAUCCCGGAAAACGCAUUGAAUUAUUAUCAGCGUAAAUUGGAACGAAUAUUAGAAAUGCAAAAAAUAGAAAAUCUUAAUUCUUUAACAACUACUGAUACGACGACAACAAGAAGGAAAUUGAGUUCUGCUGCUGCACAAACACAAAAAUCAUCAAAAAAUUCACCUAUACUUUUGGAUAACCCACUUCAAGAUUUCCCGCCAAUGAGUAUCGACGAUCAAAUCUUAGAUUACCCACCAAUGAAUAUUAACGGGCAAAUGCUUUAUGCUCCUCCACCAGCUAUAUAUGGUAUUUCAAGUUCUCGUAUAAAACAUCAGCAGAUACUCCCCUCGGAUCCACCGCCGCGUCCUGACUUUGACCGGCCAAAGAUCAAAUACCCGUAUUUUGUUCAACGGACAAAAUAUAACAUGAUACCCGUGUAUACCGACAUAAAAAAUGGGCGUACACGAAUUUUGACGAUCGUGCGGCGAAUUGAGGGAAACGUUAAGAAAUUAGCUCAAGAUAUAAAGGAGGAAUUUUUUCCUAACGAUACGAAAGACAAAUUGGUGACGAUUCGUCAGACUUGCAACCAGAUUGUAAUUAAAGGAAAGAGAGAUCGAGAGUUGAAAUUUUGGUUACAUAAAAGAGGAUUUUGA
Messenger RNA from Ambispora gerdemannii, 903 nucleotides. The record is from the annotation of a GenBank genome assembly. Lineage: Eukaryota; Fungi; Glomeromycota; Glomeromycetes; Archaeosporales; Ambisporaceae.